This is a messenger RNA of Acanthochromis polyacanthus (spiny chromis), 2589 nucleotides long. RefSeq names its product rho-related GTP-binding protein RhoA-D-like. Lineage: Eukaryota; Metazoa; Chordata; Actinopteri; Pomacentridae. Bases 114 to 695 code for a protein of 193 amino acids. The transcript is spliced from 5 exons. Gene Ontology annotation, biological process: small GTPase-mediated signal transduction. Gene Ontology annotation, molecular function: GTP binding; GTPase activity. The record is from RefSeq and is a predicted model, not a curated record.
UUUAAGUGCUGCUCGGCAGUUCACUCUGCUAACAGCCGCUUCAGGGGAAGGACGAGGACAGGAGGGAAACACGGAGCCCGUUCGUGAUUAGAAAGCUCACUCUUCGGACGGAGAUGGCUGCAAUCAGGAAGAAGUUGGUGAUAGUUGGUGAUGGUGCCUGUGGGAAGACCUGCCUGCUCAUCGUCUUCAGUAAGGACCAGUUCCCGGAGGUCUACGUCCCCACUGUGUUUGAGAACUACAUCGCCGACAUUGAAGUUGAUGGCAAGCAGGUGGAGUUAGCAUUGUGGGAUACAGCAGGCCAGGAAGACUAUGACAGACUGAGACCACUUUCCUACCCUGACACAGAUGUUAUCCUCAUGUGCUUCUCCAUAGACAGCCCCGACAGUUUAGAGAACAUUCCCGAGAAAUGGACACCUGAAGUGAAACACUUUUGCCCCAAUGUCCCGAUCAUCCUGGUGGGCAACAAGAAGGACCUUAGGAACGAUGAACACACACGCAGGGAGCUGGUCAAGAUGAAACAGGAGCCGGUGAAGUCUGAGGAGGGCAGAGACAUGGCCAACCGCAUCAGUGCCUUUGGCUACCUGGAGUGCUCAGCCAAGACCAAGGACGGUGUGCGGGAUGUGUUUGAGAUGGCCACCAGAGCAGCACUGCAGGUCCGCAAGCGCAAGAAGAGGGGCGUCUGCCAGCUACUGUGAAGGGGCUGAGUGUGUCGGCCAAUCAGAAGCUGAAGGAGGAUUCCCCCCGACCCACGGAGCAAACUUGGAGAAACUUUAAAUCAAUGGCUUCCAUGGACUACACUUAACUUCACAGACGCAGAUAAGUCAUAGGCAAGUAUGAAAGACUGACACACCUGUUUAAAAGCAAAACAAAUCAGCCUUUUUUAGAACGGUUUCCUCUGCAACUCACAUUCUGUUAUUGCUUAUUUCCUGUUUGGUUUUCCUCCACCAGCACACCCGUCAGUUUGUGUGAAGGAUUGCCUCCUUCCUUCUAUAUGUAUGGAUGUUUGUUUGUAUUUAUAUGUGCAUAUACUUUACAGAUAUGUCUGCUUCUGUAUUAUGAUUGUUUACAGAGAAGAGCCUGUGGCCUACAUGGCCCCUGACUGUCUUUCUCUCAGCUCUGGCUAGCAGACAAUUUUAAAAGUGCUGCUUCCCCUGCUUCUCUUGGUCUCUUUUUUAUACAUCAGCUUCAGUCCCAAUCUGUCAUCUGUUUCUUAUACCACUAUUAAUUUUACACCCUGAAAUUUCUAUUUCACCAAGUGCUGUGUCAGCAAAGCUCUGUUUUCCACAGCUUUCUCUUCUGACACAAAGGACUAAAUUUAGAGUCUGUUCGCACUGCAUUAAUCCACUGAAACCUACAUAAACUGAAGCACCAGUGACUAUUUGCAUGGAGAGGUUCUGGACUGUACCUCGAUCUGUCUCUUCCAUGGCGAUGGCUUAAACUGGCACUGGAGACAGUGGUCUAUUGUCUUAGACACAAUACUGGUAGUCACGCUCACACAGGCUCUGGCAGACGUCACCAAUGCCUUCCCCCAGUGAGUUCUGUCUCCUGUCUGAACUCUGUACUGUUUCACAUCCAGUAUACAGUGUUCACGCAACACUGUGUACUGGAUUUACCGAGGACGAAUGCACACUGUAAUCUACCAGUUUCUGGAUGCACACUGUAUACAAUCAUAUUUAUAUGACAUAAUAUGGGAUUAUCAUGCACAAAAAUUCUAACUAAAUACCCAAAUGUCAACUAGAUCUGCAGCUGAGCUUAGCCACUACCGGUGUACCAUCUCUUCAGUUUAGCUCAUCAACAUUAGAAGUGUUGGCCGUUUGAAAUUAGAGCUUUGUUGGUGUGUCGUAGCCCUUUAUGACACUAAAGUGACAUUCCUAAAAAUGUGAGUGAACAAAGAAAGGAUAUGACUGUGUAGCUAAUGUCUGGUUAAAAUGUUGUUCUUGAGUUGACUUUAUCAAUUAGUGAAAUGGGUCCAAAUAGUAUGAAGAGAGGGCGUGUCUGUCUGGGAAUAACCGAAGAUUGCCUGUAAUUUGAAUUGGUAAAUUUUGAAGUGUUUACACCAAUGCAUCAUUUGUGACAUUUUACAGCAGAUUUUGAAGAAAAAAAGCAGAAUUGUUAUUAAAAAGCCAGAGAGCCUACUUUGUGAGUUUCUCCAGACAUGUGUUGUCAUAACUGACAGGAUCAUAAAACCACCUCCUCUCCAAACAUGCAGCCCUCUGAGUGUGUACUUGGUGUGUACUUUUCUAUCACAGUUAAAGCAAAGAGAUGCAGUGUAGUCUGUGUCCAGUCCUGUCCAGAGAGCGCCCUGAACACUCUGUAUGCGAGUGUUUUUAGCGGCCCCUACAUUGAUUUCACCACCGUCACAACGUGCAACUGUGGUGAUCUUAAUUUUAUCCAGUACCUUCAGAUCAGCAGGUCAGAAUGUAGUCGGCCUGGGCUGAUAUCUGGACAGUGCCUCUGUAUUAAAUGUCAAACCUCAUAAUUGAAGAGAAAAUGUUGAUUGUGACGAUGCUUUACAAACAGGGGUGGGAUGUGUUGAAUGUCUGGAUGAGACAAACAUGUUAAUAAAGUAUUUUUGAAAUACUACACAAA